GACAAAGCGUAAAAUAGGAAGACGACAGGCCCCCCCGACGCUGUCCAUCAAUGCCAGCUCGCGACACCAGGCCAGGCCUCCUGUGCAACUUAGUCUAAUCACGUGGCCUGCUGACUGCCGCUUGGGCCGCCGGGCAGACAAAAAGCCGGUUGAUGGUUUCCCUCUCCUCCCCUGUAGAUACAUGGGCUGUGCAAAACAGCACUGCAACUUCCAUCCUAUCAAUGUCUGUGGCUUCAACUAGACUGCAGUGCGACUCAAAGAUUUCUCCCACAAGCCUCACCACAGCGGUUGGGCAUCAUGGUUUGACAGAUGUGAUUACGUGCCCACCGCGGCGGCUAAUAACGCCACUAAAUCCAGCCUCGUCGAUCGCCAGCUAUAAAUCCUCCGUCGGCCGUCAGCUGCAGCCAACUUGUUAGUCGGACGGUCGCCAAUUAUGCUAGUAUAUGGGCCAUCUUUCCGGCCCGUCUGACACGAUUAAUGGAGAAGCUUCGCACUAGCUCCACGAGUACAAUGCCCGACGGCAUUACCAUCUAUGAGCGAGGAACCGGACCAUGGAUGGAAACUGGGGCGUCCUUACUAGACUUGGACCUCGAGCACCCGAAAAACUCGUUGCUUAUAUUCUCAAAACGCCAAACGUUGAAUGAGACGAAGUAUCUACGCCUCUUUACGGAUGAAUUUCAGCCUGUUAUUAGCAAGGACAUCAACGGGUCCCUGUUCUGUGAUGACAUUUUGGAUGAGAAUGACAAGCCUAUCAAGCAUGUCUCGUGGGCUUGUUAUAAGAUAAAACACGUCCGCGAUCCUCAUACGUAUGAAUGGAUCCAAACUACCGCCUUUGUGACCUGGUAUCCGGAAACCCAAAUACAGGUGGUCUUCAUUGUCGAUCAUCCAGAACCGCCCAGUGACCUGGUUGCCAUCCUACCCACGACUCAGGCAGACAGCAACCCUUAUGUUUGGCACGCUGUGAUUGCGACCACCAUGAUCGGUGUUUAUGAUAAUUCUUUCUGGGCGCUUCGAGAUUUAGUCCGGACCACUGAGAAGUCAAGAGUUGAUGUAAACAGUCUGACCCCCGACUUCUUCCCUCACUUGCACGAUAUUGCACGGCAUGUCUUUCACUCGAAUGAGACCCUCGAGGUCGCAGAACAUACCAUGCAAUGCUUGGUGGAGGAGCAGGCGCGCUCCUACGAGCUGUACCCCAAUGUCAACAAGGGCGAAUGGCUCCAGACCAAACGAAACCUACUUCGACGAGCCAAGAACUUUCACUCGCUGAAGAUCCGAAGUCGAUCGCUCUCGGAGCGGUUACACAACGAGAUUAACUUGGGAUUCAAUCUUGUCUCCCAACGAUUCGGCCACGACGCCAAGUCCGACAGUGCCAUGAUGCGGACGGUUGCGAUCGUUAGUAUGGUAUACCUACCGGGGACAUUUGUAUCGGGCUUAUUCGGAACGAAUUUCUUUGAUUACAAUAAUGGAAAGGAAGUCAUGACCAGUUCAUUCUGGAUCUAUUGGGCCAUUACUGUCCCUUUGACUCUGAUCACAAUGUUUAUCUGGGCCUGUUGGCAUUAUUAUCCGAAGAAGAGGGUGGUGGGGGAGGAAAGACAACGAAUGUCGACCUUUGUUGACGGGAAGGUUUGAUUUAUUUGUCUAUCUUAGACACAAUUUACGUGCAGAUGUGAUAUGAGUUACGAGUAUUUUCGGCAUGAGGUUAUGAAAUCUACGAUGAGAUAUCAAGCACAUCAAAUCAAUAAGAAGAUAGGUCUUUCUCGUGUUGUCUGAAUAGUCUCUCCCGAAGCAUGUUGCCAAUGUCUGCUGGCAUGAUAUUCUCCGUUUCCCGACUCCUCCUUUACCGUUGCAGAGUCUGAUUUGGUCAUGUUUGUUUAUUGAUCUACAUUGUCUGCACUAUUCACUAGUAUCGGUAUCCCCGCGCCGAUCAGCAGAGUCGAAUAAUUAUUGUCCGAAAAUCCCAACAUCCAACAUGCAUAGGCCUACUGUCAUGUCUAAUCAUCCAUAGGAUUAACUCG
This is a messenger RNA of Aspergillus welwitschiae, 2015 nucleotides long. RefSeq lists its product as uncharacterized. Bases 478 to 1629 code for a protein of 383 amino acids. The transcript has 8 exons. The record is from RefSeq and is a predicted model, not a curated record. NCBI's taxonomy places the organism in Eukaryota, Fungi, Ascomycota, Eurotiomycetes, Eurotiales, Aspergillaceae.